GGAAUAUUUGAGUGCACGAGGACUUCUUCCUACUUUCACUUUACUCUAAUUGUUCCAGUUUGUUGCCAUUCUCUCCUCAUGAGGUGUAGUUACCCCAGAAAUGUGCUGAGUUUCAGCGCAAAAUUGUCUCGUAGACUUACAACGCCUCAUCCCAACUACGCAAAAAAUCAAUUACAAUCCCGUCUUUUCACUUCAACUUCGAAAACCGAAAGAAAUUCCAAUGAUCAAUACAUGACUUCCAAGACCAGGCUGAAAAAAAAGUUGAAAAUGAUGGCUGAUAAAAACGAGAUAUCUCCAGCCCCCCCUAAAAUAUUCAGUGAAAUCUCUCUCGAGGGAGGCCGCAACUGGCAGGGUGAACAGUCGACGGAUCAACCGCAGACAUGGGGAACGUUGAAGAAAUUACUUAAAUCCGAAAAAAUCUACCGCUCAUCAAGAAAAAAAAGUCCUACUCUCAAGGCAAAAGAGUCCGAUCCACGAGGGCCUUGGAUACCUUUCAAAGCAUUACAGCGGGAUAGAAUUAAUCCACCAUCGGCGGAAUCAGGCGGAAUACCCGAGCCUUCUCAAUCCUACCUCGACUAUGCGUCGCAUCCGCCCUUCGUCCUACCCGACCCGCGCGUCAUCCUCAUAGUCCUCGACCUGAACGGCACCCUCAUCUUCCGCCCGUCAAAAGAAAACCCUCACAAAUUCGUAUUGCGCCCGUACGCGUUCGAAUUCCUAGCUUACUGUAUCCGCACCUUUAAGGUCGCCAUCUGGUCCUCUGCACGGAUAAAGAACAUCAUCAUGAUAUUAAAUAAAAUUCUCACCGAGGAGCAGCGUUCUCGGCUUGUUGGAGUCUGGGGCCGUGAACACUUUGGUCUCUCGCAGGACGACUUCAAGAGCCGAACCAUGUGCUACAAGAGACUAACAAAGCUAUGGGACGACCCAGCGGUCCAGGCCACUCACCCGGAUGCUGGGCUAGAUAAGCGUUGGGAUCAGACCAACACAUUGCUUAUCGACGACUCAGUUGAGAAAGCUCGCAGCGAACCCUUCAAUCUCGUACAGAUUUCCGAGUUCCUAGGCAACCCUACCGAGACGGGAUACGUCAUUCCCCAGGUCCACGAUUACAUAAACGAGUGCUCCCGUCAGCUCAAUAUCAGCUCGUAUAUCAAACAGAAGCCCUUCGUGCCCGAUUACAAUUUCGUUCUUGAAGCUCCGAAGAAACAAUGGUGAAGUACCGAGGCAAGACGGACCAAAAUAAUGAUACGAAGCAUUGUGAAAAGCCUCGGCGAGAAAUCAAUCGGAGGUGCCAGGGAAUAACUAUAUUAGAUUAGAUACCCCAAGGUAUGGAGUGUAUUGGAAGACUUAGGAUUGAGCACCGGAGUUCUAUGGCGUUGGGUCAAAGAGUGACGUUUUGCGAUGGAUACGGCAUUGGUCCGAUGUGGGUAUUGCUUGCUUUACUAAGCUAUCGCAUCUCGAUUCACAUUGGGGGUGAGAGAUGGCGGGAGAUUCUGCUUGGCUAGGGGAUCAGGUUAACGAUCUGGAUGGAUGGUGAAUACUCAUCUUGAUGCCCCUUUUCUACUCUUUAACCUCCAUCCAUCACUCCCCUCGUAGCUCAGUAAGUAGGUACGUCCCUAGAGCGCGAGAAGCUUCAAUUAGUGUACCAAAAUACGAGACAGACCGAUUUAUUCAUCCGACUCGAAUGUCAUACCCAAAUCGAGUUACAGAUGAACCAUUCUCGAUCUGUCUGGUCACCUAUACGGAAGCUUACUCGCACUUCUAGAGAGGGCAUAUUGCUGAGGCCGAGAUGGCUUCUCUCGUGGCCGUUAAGCACCUUCUUACUCAAGUACCUACCUAGUUAGAUACUUUAAUUAGGAGCAACAGCUUCGAUGAGCCUAGCAUAAAGGGUUCAAUGCCUACCUAUAGGUAGCAGUCAACCUCAAUUAAAAGAACUGAAACA
Annulohypoxylon maeteangense is the source of this 1936-nucleotide messenger RNA. Its product is annotated as HAD-like domain-containing protein. Bases 79 to 1209 code for a protein of 376 amino acids. Lineage: Eukaryota; Fungi; Ascomycota; Sordariomycetes; Xylariales; Hypoxylaceae. The record is from RefSeq and is a predicted model, not a curated record. The transcript has a single exon. Gene Ontology annotation, molecular function: phosphoprotein phosphatase activity.